CAUCGGCACCCCAGCGAGCCGUCCGUCUCUUGCUCCUGCACUCCUCCUUCCGCUUGAUCGCUGCCCCGACGAGCUCCGAGCCGCAUCGCCGACAGACCCCACUUUUCAUCUGUGCUGGAUCAACGCACCCGCCAUGUUCUCCGACAAUAUGGACAUCAACCUGGACGACACCGCCUCGGUCCAAGGCGGCCAAGCCGGUCCGGGCGGCCCAGGCGGCCAGAACCCUGCCUCGUCCUCGGUCAUGGGUCGGGCUCGUGCCGUCAAUCCCAUGGUCCUCGACUUCCUCAGGGACGACAUCCAGAAGGUCAAGGACACAACCGCCGAAGAGGUCCAGAAUGCUUUUGAGCAGUUUCUGGAAAGAUACGAGCAAUUCGUCGAUGACGAGCCGCAAGCCUUCUACAUCAACCAGAUCAAGCAGUUCGAAAACCACUCCAUUACCACAAUCUAUGUCGACUGGGUCCACGUGCUCGACACCAACGAGACCCUCGCCGGCCUGAUCCAGGAGCAAUACCACAGAUUCGAGCCCUAUCUGAAAAAGGCUGUCCAAAACCUCGUCAAGAAGCACAUUCCAAACUACCUCGAGAACAAAACUGGCGGCUUGAAUGUCGUCAAGGAAUUCUGGGUCAGCUGGUACAACACCCGGUCGCUCUGCAACCUCCGCGCCCUGCGGACAGACUCGCUGGGCUGCCUGAAGACCAUCACUGGCACCGUCACUCGCACGUCCGAGGUCCGGCCCGAGCUUCUGUACGGCACCUUCAAGUGUGCCGACUGCAACUCGGUCAUCAAGGACGUUGAACAGCAGUUCAAAUAUACACAGCCCAGCACCUGCAACAACCCCAUCUGCCAGAAUCGCACAAACUUCACUUUGAUCGUCGAGCAGUCCAAGUUUACCGACUGGCAGAAGGUUCGGCUGCAGGAGAACGCCAACGAAGUCCCCAGUGGCGCCAUGCCCCGGAGUCUGGACGUUAUCCUCCGCAACGAUAUUGUUGACCGAGCCAAGGCUGGCGACAAGGUUCACAUCAUCGGCAUGCCUAUCGUUAUUCCCGACGUUGCCCAGUUUUCAGGCACCCGAACUCACUCGGUGCGCGAUGAGCAGGGUGGAAAGCCUCGAGACGGAUAUGCCGCUGAUGGUGUUUCCGGUCUGAAGGCCCUGGGUGUCCGCGAUCUGUCAUACAAGAUGGCCUUCCUUGCCUCUUUUGUCCAGCCCGCCGAGGCCAAGGACGCCCUCAGUGCCCUGCAUGACAUGCUGCCCGAAGACACCGAGACUGGUGCACUCAUUCACCAGUUUUCGAGAGAGGAGCUGGACGAGAUCGACACAAUGCACCAGGACAGACAACUCUAUGGCAAGCUGGCGCGCAGCAUUGCUCCCCAUGUCUUUGGCCACGAGGACAUCAAGAAGGGCAUGCUCCUCCAGCUGCUCGGCGGUGUGCACAAGGUCACUCCCGAGGGGAUCCAUCUGAGAGGAGACAUCAACAUUUGCGUCGUCGGCGAUCCCAGUACCGCCAAGAGUCAGUUCCUCAAAUACGUCUCGAGUCUGAUGCCCCGAGCUGUCUAUACAUCCGGCAAGGCCUCAUCUGCCGCGGGCCUGACAGCCAGUGUCAUCAAGGACGAAGAGACGGGCGAGUUUACCAUCGAAGCCGGUGCGCUCAUGCUUGCGGACAAUGGUAUCUGCUGUAUCGACGAAUUCGACAAAAUGGACAUCUCGGACCAAGUCGCCAUCCACGAAGCUAUGGAGCAGCAGACCAUCAGUAUCGCCAAGGCUGGUAUCCAAGCGACGCUCAACGCCAGAACAUCGAUCCUGGCCGCCGCCAAUCCUGUUCACGGCCGAUACGACAAGACUCUGUCUCUGAAGCAAAACAUCCAGCUGUCGGCACCUAUCAUGUCGCGCUUCGAUCUCUUCUUUGUCGUCUUGGACGAGUGUGAAGAGACCACCGACUUCAACAUCGCCCGGCACAUUGUCACAUUCCAUCGCUCGGAAGAAGUUCAGAUCGAGGCGCCGUACACGCAAGAGCAGCUGCUGCUGUUCCUCAAAUAUGCCCGUGGACUCAAGCCCCAGAUGACCCCCGAGGCCCUGGAGCUGCUCGUUGCGCAGUAUCGUGCUCUGAGACAGGGCGACGCCUCAGGCUUCAACCGGUCCUCCUAUCGAAUCACGGUCCGCCAGCUCGAGAGCAUGAUUCGCCUGUCAGAGGCCCUUGCCAAGCUGUUCUACGAGGGCGGCUAUGACGAGGAGGUACAGGAAGAGGACGACGAUCAGGAUGACGGACAAGACCCCACUCUGCCGCGCAUGAAGAGGACAAAGGUCAUUUACCGCAUGAAGCCCGUGCUGGUCAAGAAGGAGCAUGUUCAGGAGGCCGCCAAUCUGCUGAAAAAGUCGAUUGUCUACAUUGACCGGGGAUCGGUCGAGCUCGAGGAUGAAGAGAUGGCGUCGUCACAGUCCGGCAUCCUGCGGGCGGAAGAUGUGGGCAGCAGCGACAUGGAUGUCGACCAGGCCGGUGCUGGAGAACUGCCCUCCACGGCCGAGGAGCUCAAGAACAAAAAGGUCAAGAUCAGCGCCGAGGAGUACCAGCGCAUUGUCAACGCAGUCAUCUUCAAGAUCCAGCAGAGCACCGCAGAGGACGACAAGAUUGCGGGCCUGCGCCGAUCCGAGAUUGUGCUUUGGUUCCUGGAGACGAUGGAGGAGGAGAUUGGCGACGAGGAUGCGUUCAGGUACCAGGGCAAAAUCAUCAAGAGCGUGAUCAGCCGCAUGCAGAACGUCGACAACAUCCUGAUUGCACUCCAGGAGGAGCAGGAGUCGCUCGGGACGCAGGACGCCGACGGUGCCAGCGGCGGUGCCAUGUCCUCGGACGACCCGAUAUUGAUCGUCCACCCCAACUACGUUGUCGACUUUUGAGCGCACAUUGUUUCGUGGCGGAUCUGCUCGCCGCAUAGGCAGCGCCUUUCAGCAAUACAACCCCCCCCCAUUGAUAUCGCGCAA
Polychytrium aggregatum is the source of this 2974-nucleotide messenger RNA. RefSeq names its product MCM2/3/5 family-domain-containing protein. Gene Ontology annotation, molecular function: single-stranded DNA binding; single-stranded 3'-5' DNA helicase activity; ATP binding. Gene Ontology annotation, biological process: double-strand break repair via break-induced replication; DNA replication initiation; mitotic DNA replication. Gene Ontology annotation, cellular component: nucleus; MCM complex. The transcript has 14 exons. The coding region runs from base 134 to 2890 and encodes 918 amino acids. Lineage: Eukaryota; Fungi; Chytridiomycota; Chytridiomycetes; Polychytriales. The record is from RefSeq and is a predicted model, not a curated record.